This is a messenger RNA of Ahaetulla prasina, 2368 nucleotides long. It is a transcript of the gene CCDC90B, whose product is annotated as coiled-coil domain containing 90B. Lineage: Eukaryota; Metazoa; Chordata; Lepidosauria; Squamata; Colubridae. The transcript has 9 exons. Bases 65 to 808 code for a protein of 247 amino acids. Gene Ontology annotation, cellular component: mitochondrion. The record is from RefSeq and is a predicted model, not a curated record.
UUAAAAAAAAAAAAACUUGCUUUGGGUGUAAAUUCUGCUUUCCCAGCAAGAAGGCGGUGGGAAGAUGUUGCAAAUGAGAACUUCGAGGGUUGUUGCGAGUCUGUUGUUGCGGGACACCCACCGCUUUUCUAGGCGGUUCAGAGGUUUUGCUUCUUCGGCCUCAGUGCAGUCAUACGAUAUGAGAAGAGUCGAAAUUACUCCGCUGGAACAACGGAAACUCACCUUCGACACCCAUCGUCUGGUGCGAGAUCUAGAAGCCCACGGAUUUGCAAAAGAACAGGCUGAAACGGUUGUCUCGGCAUUAAUGAGUUUGUCGGCGGUCAGCCUGGAUACCGUCUACAAGGAUAUGGUGACGCAAGCCCAACAGGAAAUAACUUUGCAGCAGAUCAUGUUUCACCUGGAUUCCAUUCGCAAGGAUAUGGUCAUUCUUGAGAAGAGCGAAUUUGCCAAUUUGAGAGCAGAAAACGAGAAAAUGAAAAUUGAAUUGGAUCAAGUUAAACAGCAACUAAUGAAUGAAACUAACCAGAUCAGAGCUGAAAACAAGCUGGACAUCAACUUGGAGAGAAGCCGAGUGACCGAUAUGUUUACAGAUCAAGAAAGAAAGCUGAUGGAAGCCUCCACGGAAUUUCAUAAAAAAGAUUCCAGCACCAACAGCUCCCUGACGGAAGUCAACAAUAAAAUAGAUGCUGAGAUUGCAGCUCUCAAAACACUCAUGGAGUCGAAUAAGCUGGAAACCAUCCGGUACUUAGCAGCUUCUGUUUUCACUUGCCUUGCCAUUGCUUUGGGAUUUUAUCGAUUUUGGAAAUAAGAAACUCACCGAUGGAGGCGGGGGGGGGGGGGAAAGAGGGCAGAGCAAAAACAUUCCUCAUUGGGCACCUCCGACAUAUCUGAGAUAACAUCUUCGGGCUGAUGUUUUCCGCAUUUUUUUCAUCGUCCAGUGAUGUUUUUCAUCCUCCGUCACUCUGGAUAGAAACAGCUCAAACAAUUUGUGCCCGGUUGAAGAGUUGUAGAGGGUGAUCUACUGGAGCCCAAGAGAUCUCUGGAGGUUGAAAACCUAGAAAAGGGAGUUGAAAAUAUACCGGUUGAUCCAAAACCUGCAACCAGCUAAUCGUGUCAUGUCCUGCAGCUGGUUUUCUCUUCUCCAGCCUGAUCCUCUUGGCCGUCAUCUUUUUGGGUUGAAUCUUUUCUCUCCGCUGCAGUGGAGAGUUGGGACCGUAGCUUUGAGAAUUCGGAUUGGCUGCCAAUUUUCAGUUGCACUCCUAAUGUAUCUGGAAGGUGACAACAACAGAACGCUGGUUUUCGUGCACGAGCGUCUUUCCAAGCUAAGAGCUGCUGCUGGUGGAGAAAUUUCUUUUCAUCCGAUGUCCUCGUGCCCUCAUAUAUAACGGCACUAGAGAUCGUGUCUCGUAUAUAACGGCACUAGAGAUUGUGUCUCGUAUAUAACGGCACUAGAGAUCGUGUCUUGGCACGACAAAAACCAACCAACAGAGAAUGCUCAAAAACUGCUUUAUCCUGGUUUAAGGUGACUGAAUGUAUUGCAGGGUUGUUGCUGUUUUUUCAGUAACGCUACUUAUAUUCCAUUGUAGAUUGGAAAUCUAGGCCCUUUCUACGUCGCUGUUCUCAGGAUUGCAAAGCAGCCGCUCUAACCUGGCGUUCCCUUAACCUGGGCUGCUUCCAAAUGCAUGGACUUCAACUCCCAGAAUUCUCUUAACCACCUUGACUUUUGCUGGGAAUUCUGGGACGUGAGAGACAAGCAUCUGAAGAGACUAUAAGCCGUGAUAGGGGAGAUGUCAGGCUGCCUCUGAUUAUAACCAGGAAAGAAUACACCUUGACUUCAUUUGCAAAUAAAGAAAAGUACUUUUACUAGUUACAUCUGGAUAGCAGCAGAGCUAAGUUGGAUCUGAGACAAAAUAUGGCUAACAAUCCGUAUCACCCUAUUCCUCCCUCCUCUUUCCCAAAAGGUCAUCAGGUCUGGUCCAAUGCCAGCUCCUUCCCGGGGUCCCGUGGUAAUCUUCCGCAGGUCUCUGGUUGUCAAUCAUAUCAGGAAUGCAAUGUCCGUUAGAGUUCGCGCUCAAACAUUCCUGUUGAAUUCAAAACAUUAAUCUCCCCUUCCACCUUAAUUAUGUCAGACCGACACUCUUAAAGGCCCCUCUCUACUUAACUUGAAUCCAAUAGCAUUAGAAAUACAAUCCCACACUAUCUAACAACUGAAUAUAAGGAGUACAAAGAGAUACGAAGUUUGGAGUGGAGGCUGACAGGAGAUAUGUGACAGAAAAAUUAAAUAUUAAAUAGUUUUAGAAAAGGCGGAGAGAACUGGGGCAGUGUUUCUCAGCCUUAGCAACUUUAAAAUGAGCGGACUUCAACUCCC